Messenger RNA from Coregonus clupeaformis (lake whitefish), 1612 nucleotides. RefSeq names its product mitochondrial intermembrane space import and assembly protein 40-like. The record is from RefSeq and is a predicted model, not a curated record. The coding region runs from base 134 to 673 and encodes 179 amino acids. Gene Ontology annotation, molecular function: protein-disulfide reductase activity. Gene Ontology annotation, biological process: protein import into mitochondrial intermembrane space. The transcript is spliced from 3 exons. Lineage: Eukaryota; Metazoa; Chordata; Actinopteri; Salmoniformes; Salmonidae. Gene Ontology annotation, cellular component: mitochondrial intermembrane space.
GGCUGCCCAGAAAACGUCAUUAGACUGCGUCCAGAAGUCAAAGCACAGAGGGGUCAAAGGCAACGAAAAACGGGCGGUUAUUUAAUGUCUACAUGCACUGUAGCUAAUUGUUGUACAAAAACCGUCAUUGCUUAUGGUACAAGUAGAGGACCGACGGAUAUCACCACCGUCUGUCAUGUCGUACUGCAAGCAAGAGGGUAAAGAUCGCAUCAUCUUCGUUACCAAGGAAGACCAUGAAGCACCCAGCAACGCUGAGCUCAUUGCAGACGACCCCAAUGACCCCUACGAAGACCAUGGCCUGAUCCUGCCUAGUGGAGAGAUCAACUGGAAUUGUCCAUGCCUGGGAGGGAUGGCUAGCGGGCCCUGUGGGACACAGUUCAAGGAGGCCUUCUCCUGCUUCCACUACAGCAAUGAGGAGGUGAAGGGUUCAGAGUGUAUCGACAACUUCCGCGGUAUGCAGGAGUGUAUGCAGAAGUACCCCGAGCUCUACCCCCAGGAGGACGAGAACGAGGGAGCCUCCCCAGGAGGGGCUGACGCUGCUGCCCCUGCGCCCGCGGAGGACUCAUCCCCAGCACCAGUGCCCUCUAGUGACUCUACCCCGUCCUCCCCAACACUGGAGUCUGCCCCGUCAUCCGACAAUACACCACCCACAGACAGCCAGGCUGCCAGCUAAAAUCACCCACCCUCCACCAUCCCCCGGUCUCUCCCUGAAACCACUGCCGAGCACAGACCACUCUCUGGGGAGAUCAGCUCUGUUGACUGAUGCCUCAGACCUGUUCUCUUGGUUCAACAUUCGUCACGAGGGAGAAUUACUUUUAAAGGAGGCCUAGAACUGCAGAGGAGUUAAGUCUCCUACAGGGCAUAUGCUGUGAGAGGAGGAGGACAAUACAAAAUAAAUACAAAUCUUUUUCUUAUGCUUUAUUAUGCAGUGGUUGUUGAUCUCCUGAGGUUCCUACAGUGGUGAGUUUGUAGAGGAGGGCUUGUUCGCUGCAGAAUACUUUAGUUAAAGGACUCUCAUCCAAAACAAUUUAGCUGCUUAUUGUCAAGCUUCAAAUCGGGUAAGUUGUGCCAUUCUGCGUUAAUUCUACACUGGAGGUGUGUAACCUACUAUCAAUGUUACUGGUCAGACUAGUUUGUGAUCACUUGACUUAAUGUUAGGCUUGGGCGGUAUACCAUAUACCGGGGUAUUUGGAAAUAGUCUGUUUUUUCAAUAUGUCAAUAGCAUUGAAACUUUUUAUUUGACGUUUUUCAACACAUUUUAAUAUUUGUAGCUACUUUUUAAAUUAAAAACCCGCAGUCAACUUGUGCAAUACUUUAGGAGAUGAAGCCGAUUGCAUUCUUCAUUUCACCGGUCACAUUAUUUUACACUAUGAAGCUUACCAUAGUUCCAGCUGUGUAUUGACGUGUCGCAUUUUAUAUUGAAAGUCGUGUUUUUUUGCUUCAAUAGAGUGAUCAGGGAUGUGCAUCUAUAGUUUUCCUUCAGAGAAAAUACAUUAGUGCAACACAUUAUGCUUCAUUUUAAUCAGAUGACAAAAGAAGUGCAACGCUAUUUGGCUGGCAGCAACAAGUAACUGAGCUUACAAUGAAAAAAGCAAGGUAUUUUUUGCAAAAA